Messenger RNA from Phyllostomus discolor (pale spear-nosed bat), 429 nucleotides. Its product is annotated as cytochrome c-like. The record is from RefSeq and is a predicted model, not a curated record. Gene Ontology annotation, molecular function: heme binding; electron transfer activity. The transcript has a single exon. Gene Ontology annotation, biological process: mitochondrial electron transport, ubiquinol to cytochrome c; mitochondrial electron transport, cytochrome c to oxygen. The coding region runs from base 92 to 409 and encodes 105 amino acids. Gene Ontology annotation, cellular component: mitochondrial intermembrane space. Lineage: Eukaryota; Metazoa; Chordata; Mammalia; Chiroptera; Phyllostomidae.
AUGGACCGGUGUGUCCUUGGGAUUAGAGAGCAGGACUUUGGCUUGUGAGCAGGAACUUCUGUGUCUCCCCCAAUGAAAGAGUGAUUUUAAAAUGGGUGAUGUUGAGAAAGGCAAGAAGAUUUUUGUUUGGAAGUGUAACCAGUACCAUACUGUGGAAAAGGGAGGCAAGCACAAGACUGGGCCAAAUCUCCAUGGUCUAUUUGGGCACAAGACAGGUCAGGCCCCUGGAUUUUCUUACAUGGAUGCCAACAAGAACAAAGGGAUCACCUGGGGAGAGGCUACGCUGAUGGAGUAUUUGGAGAAUCCCAAGAAGUACAUUCCAGUAACAAAAAUUAUCUUCACUGGCAUUAAGAAGUGUUCAGAAAGGGCAGAUUUGAUAGCUUAUCUGAAAAAAACUACUAAUGAGUAAUAGCUGGACACUCCCUUAUU